Mandrillus leucophaeus (drill) is the source of this 1397-nucleotide messenger RNA. RefSeq lists its product as uncharacterized. Lineage: Eukaryota; Metazoa; Chordata; Mammalia; Primates; Cercopithecidae. The transcript has 5 exons. Bases 1 to 750 code for a protein of 249 amino acids. The record is from RefSeq and is a predicted model, not a curated record.
AUGUCGUUUUCUUGGAUGGCUGCUCUUCAGACAGCAGAUUUGAUUGUAGAGCACUUUAAUGGCUUUCACACUGUGUCUGCCGUGAGUCGCGUGUAUGCAGAGACCCUACUAAGGUCUCUGGUGGGAGUCCGGGUGCGCGGGGACACGGCCCAGCAGCACCAGCGAGUCCUUCUUGGCGGCCAGAUGCAGGGAAAGGUGGGGGCGGGCAGAGUCAGCUGCACCUACAGCGGGUCUCCCCGUGCACAUCUGGAUAAUCCCUUUUUCAGAGCACAUCUCAUUUCCAAGUGGCUGUUGCGCUGCUGUUUGCCCCCACUCCUUCAGUGCGACAGACAGCCUCAGAGCUGGUGGGGAGACAGCGUGCCGCUGGAAAAAUUCAUAGACAUGGAAUUCCUGGAUCAAAUGAUACUAAGGGAGACUUGCCUGGAAGCAGACUUGUAUCCGCAGUGUACAAACUCAUCCUUUAGUGCGCACACUGGCCGGAUAACACAAACACACAUUUACUCCCACAGCACACAGACUCUUUCCACAGUACACACACUUGUCUUCCAGUACACAGACAUAUCCAAGGGCACACCGACAAGCACCACAGCAGAAAGAUUUUCCCCAGAACACACGGACACCCCACUCCCCGUAUCAUUAGACUCUCCCAGAGGCACAUAUGUACUCCUUCAUGCAGACACUCACCUAAGGCACACUGACGCACCCCGCGUGACACAGACUUGCCCCCCCCACGUAAGGACUCUACUAUGACACACGGACAAUCCCAGCAUCAUGCACUGUUCCCACAUCACACGAACCCUUUCUAGGAAACACACAGCAUGCAGACUUACCCCAUAGAAUAUGGCUUCCCCGACAAGCACACAUACUCUCAAGGCCAGUCACCUCACCCCAGAGCACAUAGACUUUCUCCAGAGUAUACAGCUUCUUCCCACAGGAAACAGACUCUCCCCGGGGCACACAGACACCCCUGAGAUCACACACUCUCACCGCAGAUCCUAGACUCAUCUUAGAGCACAGGGACUCUUGCCAAAAAACAGACUUUCCCGAGAACAGACUCAUGAGACAGCUUGAAGACCCGCAUCGCAACGUAGACUCUCCCACAACAGACAGACUCACCCCAUUGUGUACAGACAAGCACCACAGGCCACAGACCAUCACAUCAGGACACAGACUUGCCCAGCACUACACAGACACUCCCUAGAGCACGUAGAAUCACCCCACAAAGCACAGACUAAACCCAUACUACAGAGACUCCCCCUAUAGCUUUCAGACAAGUUUACCCCACCACAAAGACAUGCGACAGUACGUCUUACAACAUCUAUCACUCCUUGAUGCACAGGAUUGGGCCACAGCACACAAACUUGUCCUACAGUGCACAGAUUCCUGUCACAAAAGAC